GCAGAUGAAGCCCUUUCAACGGAGCCAAGCAGUGCGAGCGUCCAAACGAAGGCUCCUCUGCUGCUCUGAAGCCACGGAAAGGGGGCGAUGACCCGAGAACAGCAAGGUGAUUAGUGGGCAGGACAGGCCACCUUUCUGUCCGUGGCCCUGGUCUUACUGCUGCCAGGCCCGCUGAUGGAGCUGCUGCAGUGUGAGGAGCGCCUGCGCACGCCAGAUGGGUUUAUUCUGAACCAGUGACUGCAAAAAAGAUCUAUUUUGCAGUGCGCAAAACUAUCGUACGGCUCUCUUAGAGAAUUGAUUUGUUUUUUUAUUACUGCAACCUUCUAAUAGCUGCAGGUAGCCUACAGUAAAUGCGUUGCAUGCAGACUCUACGCUCCGCCCGAGUCAGCACAUGACGCUACAAGAUCAUUCUAGGAUUUAGUUUCCACCCGUUUUGGUGUGAAGGAGGGCUCGAGGCUGCGCCCGCCCUCUCAGCACCCAGUCUGCGCUUGCCCUUCUCGAUGCAAGAAGGUAAAUGAGAGGCGGAAUUGAUCAUCACGGAGAUCUUCGGUACUGAGGGGGGAUUAUGAUGUAAACCCGCAGCUCCUCGCUUACUUCCAACGAAGCGGGUCCGUGCGUCGGUGCUGUACUGAAGUGGCUCUGUCGCACAGACAGAGAAGUUGGAAGCUGGGUUCGAGCAACCGUGAAGUUUGGCGGAUCUCACGAUGCCAGCGGCGGAUGGAGAGCCGGGCGCAGGCAGAGGCGCGACGCCCUCGACAGCCCCGGCCCCCCCGUGCCAAACCCCCGCCGAACGCGCCGUGGGCGCGCUCUGGUCGUUCGGAAAAUGCCUGGGUGCCCUCCUGCCCGUCUACCUGGCCGGGUAUUUCGGCUUCAGCAUCUGCUUCGUGCUGAUCGGGCUGCUGAUCUACACGAGAUGGAAACAGGGUCGACAGGAGAAACUGACGAGGCUCCAGUCUGCCAUGUACCUCCAGGACAACGAGAGGGAAUUCACCACGGAGAGGGUCUUCAGGUCCAAGAGGGAUUUACCUCCCUGGGUCAACUUUCCAGACGUGGAAAAAGUGGAGUGGCUGAAUAAGAUCCUCCAACAGGCCUGGCCCUUCGUGGGUCAGUAUGUGGAGAAGCUGCUGGUGGAAACGAUUGCUCCCGCCAUCCGAGCUUCUAACAUUUACCUGCAGACUCUCAGCUUCACCAAGGUCAACCUCGGGGAGAAGGCUGUGAAGGUGGUGGGCGUAAAGGCUCACACGGAGCACGACAAGAGACAAGUCAUGCUGGAUUUGUACCUGAGCUACACCGGCGACGUUGAGAUAAACGUAGAAAUCAAGAAGUACUUCUGCAAAGCUGGAGUGAAAGGAGUCCAGCUUCACGGGAAGCUGCGCGUGAUCCUCGAGCCCCUGAUUGGAGACGUGCCUCUGGUUGGAGCCAUUACGAUGUUCUUCAUUCGCAGACCUAAACUGGACAUCAACUGGACGGGACUUACUAAUCUGUUGGACAUCCCUGGACUGAAUGCAAUGUCGGACACUAUGAUAAUGGAUGCAAUAGCCUCCUACCUGGUGCUGCCCAAUCGCCUCACUGUCCCCCUGGUGGCUGACCUGCACGUGGCGCAGCUCCGCUCCCCUCUCCCAAGGGGAGUGGUUCGUAUCCACCUGCUGGAGGCCGAGGACCUGACUGCAAAGGAUACGGUCAUCAGAGGUCUGAUUGAUGGGAAGUCGGACCCUUACGCUGUGCUGCGUGUUGGAACUCAGAUCUUCACCUCUCAUCACGUGGAUAGCAACCUGAACCCGCAGUGGAGGGAGAUGUUUGAGGUGAUUGUCCAUGAAGUACCUGGUCAGGAGUUGGAGGUGGAAGUGUUUGACAAAGACCCAGACCAGGAUGACUUCCUGGGGAGAGUCAAGGUAGAUCUUGAUAUUGUGAAGAAGGCCCGAAUUGUUGAUGAUUGGUUCAAUCUUACGGACGUCUCAUCUGGUAGCGUUCAUCUGCGGCUGGAGUGGCUCUCUCUGCUGUCCUCUGCUGACAGACUGAGUGAGGUGAUUGAAAAGAACCAGAACUUGACCACAAAGACCGCUGAUCCCCCAUCUGCUGCCAUUCUGGCCAUCUAUCUCGACCAGGCUUAUGAUCUGCCUAUGAGGAAAGGUAACAAGGACCCAAGCCCAAUGGUUCAGAUUUCUAUUCAAGAUUUAACCAAAGAGAGCAAGACUUGCUAUGGGAGUAACAGCCCUGUGUGGGAAGAGGCUUUCACCUUCUUCAUUCAAGAUCCUCGCAAACAAGAUAUUGACAUUCAAGUGAAGGAUGAUGACCGCGCUCUGCCUUUGGGCAGCCUGACGAUCCCUCUGAACCGUCUUUUGGAGGCCUCGGAGCUUACCUUGGAUCAGUGGUUUCAGCUGGAGAAUUCAGGCUCUGCAAGCCGCAUCUAUGCCAAAUUUGUGCUUAGGGUUUUGUGGCUUAGUGAUGACACCACUCCUACAACUCCGUCUCCUCGCCCCUCCACCUCUGGGUCUGGGACAGGCCAGGGAGGGAUCACAUCAGACCUUGAGCUUACAGGGUCGGCUGGCUCAAACAAGCCUCAGUCGACAUGGCCAGAGCACACCACGCCCGAUCCGGAGUUUGCAACCGAGGGAGUGCUGCGAAUCCAUCUGAUGGAGGCCCAAAACCUGAUUGCAAAAGACAACUUCAUGGGGGGUAUGGUGAAGGGGAAGAGCGACCCCUAUGUCAAGAUUCGAGUGGCUGGUAUAACCUUCCGCAGCCACACCAUCAAAGAGAACCUCAAUCCUGUCUGGAAUGAACUCUACGAGGUGAUUUUGACCCAGCUCCCGGGUCAAGAGAUCCAGUUUGAGCUGUUUGAUAAGGACAUUGAUCAGGAUGACUUUCUCGGAAGGUUCAAGCUCAACCUGAGGGACAUCAUCAGUGCACAGUUUAUUGAUACGUGGUACACUCUAAAUGAUGUGAAGUCCGGUCGAGUUCACUUGGUGCUGGAGUGGCUACCCAAAGUCUCAGACCUGUUCAGACUGGAGCAGGUCUUGCAGUAUCAGUCCCAACAGAUAUACCAAAACAAGGUUGUGCCGUCUGCAGCCGUGCUGUUUCUGUAUGUGGAGCGUGCCCAUGGCCUGCAACUGAAGAAGAAUGGAAAGGAGCCAAAGGCUGGAGCUGAGAUAAUACACAACAAUGUGUCGUACAAAACCAAGAUCUGUGAGCGAUCCACUUCUCCUCGGUGGGAUGAAGCCUUUCAUUUUUUGGUUCGUGACCCCAGAGAUGAAACCCUCACAGUCAAGCUCUCCCACAGCUGGGGUCAGGCUUUGGGCUCCUUGGCACUUCCUCUGAGGGAGGUUCUGGCUGAGCCGGGGCUGGUGCUGGACCGCUGGAUCAGUUUGGAUGGAGCUCUGCCAGAGAGCCAGAUACUGCUGAAGGUCAUGCUCAAGAUUCUGGAUACCCAGCUGGCGGUGUGUCGUGGCACUCCAGUCGGAGCAGGUAGCGAUGGGGAAGCCAUCCCGAAAUGGGAUCCGUCCCAUCUAGACCUCAAGCCCAGAAGUAUAUUCUCCAUUGGCAGUGAAAAUACAAACUCAUCUGGCCAAGUGAAGCUUACCAUUGGUUACUCCACAGAUGAACACAGGCUUUUCAUCAUCGUUCACUCCUGCAGAACCCUGGCAGCCUGCUCCAAGGAUGGUGCUGAUCCAUACGUUUCCUUUAUCCUACUGCCCGACAAGAAGGCCACCACAAAGAGGAGAACAACUAUCAAGAAGAGGGAGCUCAACCCGGAAUUCAAUGAGAGAUUUGAUUUUGAUUUCUCUCUGGAAGAGUCCUCCCAGAGAAGACUGGACCUGUCUGUGAAGAACAGCGUCUCCUUCAUGAGCAGAGAAAGGGAGCUUAUCGGCAAGUUGCAGGUGGAUUUGGACCAAAUUGACCUCAAGGCCUGUGUCCCACAAUGGUAUGAUUUGGUUGCAGAGACCAACUAGACGCCUGAUCUUUGGCUCUAUAUGACACGAGUGCUGCUUUGCUUCCGUGACCUGUGAUACAUGCGUGUGUAUAUUCAGCUUCAAUAAUAAUGUCCACAAUCACCGAAGAAGAAAAACAAAGAUCUCUUUGAAAAUGGAGAUCAUGGGUAUUCAUGAGAAAAAUACUUUACGUGUAGCUAAUCAUUCGUAAAGUGUUAACUGUGUCGAUUCCGUACUGUUUUGGACAUAUUUGGCUGAAUGGAUAGUUUACAUUAGUGCAGCUGUGUUGCACGACAAAUAAAAGUUAUAUAUGUUCAAGCAUGUAAAAGUCCUCUUCUGAUUUUAUUUUAAAUGAGGACUUAUGCCAAGAUCAGUAGGUAUUGCUGUGUUUUAGGGUUUUACGACAUCCAACACAAAAGAAAAAGACUUCCUUUGAAUUUAAUUUUUUACAGACUCAAGAAUAUAAAAUAUUAUUCUGUUCGAUAUGUUUCUAUCAUUGCCUUAAGUGUUACAAUACUGCACAAUUUGCCAGUGUUUAUAGACUGUGUUCCAGAUGAAGUUUUAUAUGUUAUUGAUUUUACUUUUAUAAAUCGAAGUCUUAGAAAACCUUUCGACCCUCACUGAAACCACAGGUUUCAGGGACACUGUCAGCAGAGUCUAUAUCACUGUGAAAACAAGACUUUGUCAUUUCCAUGUCGCUGCUCUGUAGAUGCCAAGGCCUCUCUGUGAUUUUAAGUGUUUGUUUGGUCAAAAAGCUCCAGUCAUGUCUAUAUUUUUUCAAGCAGAACAGUAAAAAUCUUAUGACCGAAAUGUGUUCCCUGCUGUCACUUUUGGACAGAGACGUGUAGUAACUCACGGUGUGCUUUGGCUUGAAACAUAUCACUGUGCAUCUGCUGAAGUUGUGAUUAAAGUUUU
Menidia menidia (Atlantic silverside) is the source of this 4841-nucleotide messenger RNA. The record is from the annotation of a GenBank genome assembly. Lineage: Eukaryota; Metazoa; Chordata; Actinopteri; Atheriniformes; Atherinopsidae.